AUGCCGUCGGAAACAGCCGAGGAGUCACACGGGGAGAGUAGGCUAACCACGAAGGAGAUCCCUCCUCCGCCUGCUCUUCCGCUCCGCCCAACUCUUCUUGAGGAGGGGGAGUCCGCUCUGCGGGACAAGCAGUCCCGGCUGGUCAACCGGACCUGGGAGAACGGCCGAUGCUGGAGGGACGACGCUUACAAGGCCCUGACAAUCUGCCGUCAGGUCGAGUUCUCGAAUCGUCCUGCCGAGUUCAGCGCUCCUCAGCCGAUCGUGGACUGGCUAGCUGCCGAGGCGGGCUUCCGCCCCAAGCUGGGCCAGAACGUCGCCCCCAUGGCCGCUGAUCUGCUGGAUCAGGUUGGGAGCACAAUGUCCAACCUCCAGCUGAAGAGGUAUGCCACAAUAGCCAAUCCAGACGUGCUGUUUAUCUCUCAGGCUCUCCGCCACCAGGCCACCGCGGGAAUUAGCCCUGAGGCAUACAUGUUACAGCAUAAGCAUAAAACUGGGACGAUUUCUAGGACUACUGGUAGUAUUUACGGAGGUGUUCCGCGUUCCAGGCUCAUGGAACCUCGGAGCCAUCGAGCCGCUUCAAGCGGCAUUUUCAAUGAAGGAGACGAAUGGUGCACAAGUGAUAGUGAGAUCAGCGAGAUCACAAUGAAGUUCUACAAUUCUCUCUUCACUUCUUCGUCCCCUUCAGAAGAAAAAAUUGAAGAACUAUUACAAGGAGUUCAUACUUCUGUUUCAGAUGAGAUGAACAUGAGUUUAGAAGCCCCAUUUUCCUUGGAGGAAAUAAAAGAUGCAGUCUUCUCUAUGCCUGCAGAUAAAAGCCCAGGUCCAGAUGUCCGAUAUUCGUUUCAAAUUAAUGGAGUAAUCUAUGGAGAAGUAAUUCCAUCAAGAGGGUUGAGACAGGGGGACCCUUUAUCACCUUAUCUUUUCUUGGUCUGUGCAGAAGGUUUUUCUUCUUUACUUCAACAAGCGGAAAGUAGAAAGGAAAUAAAGGGACUACGAUUAGCUAAUACAGCUCCUUUCAUUACCCACUUAUUCUUUGCGGAUGACAGCCUCAUUAUCGUCCAGGCAUCUGAGAGAUCUCUACAAGCUAUACAAAACAUUUUUUCUCUAUACUCGACAUGUUCUGGACAGAUGAUCAACUUUACAAAGUCUUUAUUAUAUUUUUCUCCAAAUACUUCGGAAGAGAUUGCCACAUUGUAUACAUCCUUUCUAAAUAUCCAAAGAACUGAUUCUAUAGAAACAUAUCUGGGUCUACCGAUGUUGGGAGUUGUUAUCCAAGCUAUGCCAACUUAUCUAAUGUCAUGCUUCCGUAUACCAGAAGGUUUGUGCCAAGAAAUUGAAAGAAUACAAGCCCGAUAUUGGUGGGGCUCUACUACUGAACAAAGGAAAGUUCAUUGGCACGCUUGGCAUAAAAUGUGUAGACCAAAAUGUAAGGGAGGAUUGGGAUUCCGUGGUUUUAUUCAGUAUAAUCAGGCACUUCUGGCAAAACAGGCUUGGGGAUUACUAAUAAACCCUACAUCCCUUCUUGCAAAAGUACUCAAGGCAAGAUACUAUCAACAUACAAGUUUAUUGGAGGCUAGAGAAGGUCAUUAUCCUUCAAUAACGUGGAGAAGUAUCAUCUGGGGUAGGGACCUUUUACGAAGAGGAUUGCGACGACGUAUAGGAAAUGGAAAAGAAACUUUGGCCUUUAGUGAUCCAUGGAUCCCAAGACCUCCAUCUUUUCUCCCAAGUAUAAUUGAUAUAUCUGAUCCCCUUAGAGUACAUGAUCUCUUUGAAACUCCUGAUUCGUGGCUCUGGCACUAUACAAAUCAUGGGAACUAUUCUGUCAAAAGUGGGUAUAAUCUAGCCUCAGCUAUGGACACUGCACUGCCGUCUUCAUCUGUUACAUUAAUAGCAAUAUGGUGGAAGUCCUUUGGGGGAAUCAAAAUACCACGUAAAAUUCUACAUUUUGCUUGGAGAGGUUACCAUGAAAUAUUUCCCACUCUUAAAGGUUUAAAUCGACGAAAUAUCUCUAAACACAAUGUUUGCCCACUAUGUGGUUUUGGAGAGGAUUCUAAUGCACAUGCUGUCUUUUGGUGUCCUUCCUCUAAAGAAAUAUGGGAUCGGUGGGAUUAUCCUUUCAUGUCAGAUAGGAAAGAGGACAUUUCCUUUAAGGAGAUACUACUCUAUGCCUCUGAAAUUUUGGAAAAAGAAAACUUUCAAAAAAUGCUCAUCAUAGCUUGGGCAAUUUGGUUUGAGAGGAAUAAAAGAACCCAUGGACAUCCAGCAAGACAAGGACAACAAGUGUUUGAAUGGACAGAAACGAUAGGAUUUGGAGCAAUCAUCCUCUCCCCAGAGAAGGAAGUUAUUGCAGCUUUAUCUAAGCCCUUAAAAGGAAUGUUGUCAGCCUUUCAAGCAGAAGCUAUAGCACUGUUGGUCGCACUCAAUUGGGCUCAAAGGCUUGGAAUUCAGCUAGAUGUUAUCUUUUCUGAUUCCCUUUCUCUUGUUUUGGCUUAA
This is a messenger RNA of Humulus lupulus (European hop), 2493 nucleotides long. RefSeq lists its product as uncharacterized. The transcript is spliced from 9 exons. The record is from RefSeq and is a predicted model, not a curated record. The coding region runs from base 1 to 2493 and encodes 830 amino acids. Lineage: Eukaryota; Viridiplantae; Streptophyta; Magnoliopsida; Rosales; Cannabaceae. Gene Ontology annotation, molecular function: nucleic acid binding; RNA-DNA hybrid ribonuclease activity.